This is a messenger RNA of Anoplophora glabripennis (Asian longhorned beetle), 1236 nucleotides long. Its product is annotated as zinc finger protein 62 homolog. Gene Ontology annotation, cellular component: nucleus. Gene Ontology annotation, biological process: regulation of transcription by RNA polymerase II. The coding region runs from base 1 to 1236 and encodes 411 amino acids. Gene Ontology annotation, molecular function: DNA-binding transcription factor activity, RNA polymerase II-specific; RNA polymerase II cis-regulatory region sequence-specific DNA binding; zinc ion binding. The transcript has 5 exons. The record is from RefSeq and is a predicted model, not a curated record. NCBI's taxonomy places the organism in Eukaryota, Metazoa, Arthropoda, Insecta, Coleoptera, Cerambycidae.
AUGGAAUCAAACGUAUUAGUAAAAUGGUGUCGAGUAUGCUACUCCGAAUUUUCUAAUGGUAUUAAUCUUUUCGGUGAAGAAGCCAGAAGGUCAUUCCUCCAUGCAAAAAUUAGAAGAUAUUUAUCUCUGACAAUCUCUAUAGAAGAUAAAUUGCCAAAAAUGAUUUGCAAUGAAUGUUGUACUAAAUUGGAUAGUUUUCACAGAUUUGCCACGAUGGCUUUAAGGAAUCAGGAAAAAAUGUCAAAGUUUAUUUUUUGCAGUGUAAAUAACGUUGACCCAAAACAGUCUGAGACCAAAUCUUUGCUACAUACUUACUUAACAAAGGGAAUUAAAGAAAAGGAAGUAGUGUCGCAGGUAGAAGUCACAGAAAUGGAAGUUCGUGUAGACCCAAUGGUAAUUUUACAGUGCUGCUUGGAAGGCGAUGAUGGAGCAAAUGUAGAAAAUGAUGAGGAAAACGCUAGUGACAAAGGCAUCCACUCAGAUGGUGAAACCAGAGUCUUGUCGGAAUCAGAAAAUUGCGGGGCGAAUUUGAAACAACAUUCACGUUCUUCGUGUCCAAAAAGCUUUGCGUCGGAACUAACUUUACAAAACCAUCUAUGGAAUCACUCAUCUUACCCCAAACGGAUUUACAACAAUUUUAACACCAUACAAGACAUUAUACCAAUGGUUCAGUUUGAAAUUGAGAAUCAAAAUGAAAGAAGCGACUCCUCGAGUAAUGGUCGCGAUGAAGGAGACGAAAGUGAUUACGUCGACAUGGCAGAAGAAGAUCAAAAUAAUAAAUUUUCUUGUCCGAUUUGCGGAAAAAUUAUAUCGACAAAAGGUAAUUUGAAGGUUCAUCUUGAAACUCACAGGCCAAAAGGACGCUACGGUUGCGAUAUUUGCGGAAGGAUUUUUAAGACGCAGUGCAAUUUGUUCCGGCAUAAAGAAUAUCACGGGGGAGUUCAAUAUCCUUGUGCAGUAUGUGGUAGAGUAUAUCCCACCAACAGUACGCUAAGAGCUCAUUCGAUAACCCACAGUGACUUAAGGCCGCACAAGUGUCCUCUUUGUGACAAAACGUUCAAAAGAAAUCAAGAUUUAAAAUUCCACAUCAAUCAACAUACAGGUGCUCGUCCAUAUCAAUGCCCCUAUUGUCCGAAGGCUUUUGCAAGUUCUGGCAACUGUUUUUCUCACAGAAAGAGGAUGCAUCCCAUUGAAGUUGAGAGAGACAGGGAACGUGCGGCCAAAAUAAUGCGAUAA